This is a messenger RNA of Notothenia coriiceps (black rockcod), 554 nucleotides long. Its product is annotated as RNA-binding protein Musashi homolog 2-like. The record is from RefSeq and is a predicted model, not a curated record. Gene Ontology annotation, molecular function: mRNA binding. The transcript has 5 exons. Lineage: Eukaryota; Metazoa; Chordata; Actinopteri; Perciformes; Nototheniidae. The coding region runs from base 159 to 539 and encodes 126 amino acids. Gene Ontology annotation, biological process: regulation of translation; central nervous system development. Gene Ontology annotation, cellular component: cytoplasm.
AGAGGGAGGAGGGAGCAGGGGGCUGAGCUGAUCCCACGUGUGACGCUUUCAUUCCCGGCUCAGUAAUAUUCUCAUAGCGGGGCUUUGCAUAUCUCCUGCCCGUAUCUGUGUGUGUCUGUCACUGUUACUGUAGUCCCAGCCUAUAGUUUGAAAUAGAUAUGGAAGGAGACGGGAUUCAAGCCACAUCCGGAAGCCUAAACGACUCACAACAUGACCCGGGUAAAAUGUUUAUCGGUGGCCUCAGCUGGCAAACCUCACCAGACAGCCUUAGAGACUAUUUUAGUAAAUUCGGAGAAAUAAGAGAAUGUAUGGUGAUGAGAGACCCCACGACAAAACGCUCAAGAGGAUUUGGGUUUGUUACGUUUACAGAUGCUGCCAGUGUAGAUAAAGUCUUGGCUCAACAACACCACGAAUUAGACUCAAAGACGAUUGAUCCUAAGGUUGCCUUUCCACGUCGCGCCCAGCCUAAGGUAAGAAUAAAUUGGUCACUAACCCCGCUCAAAGAAAAUGAUUAUGUCUCAUGUCACCGGCUUACCUAAUUUUGUGUGCUCACA